AUGGCAGCCGUUCUCACCCGCCCGACGCCGGGCACCGUCCAGUGCUUCGGCCGGAAGAAGACCGCCGUCGCCGUGGCCUACUGCAAGCCCGGCCGCGGCCUCAUCAAGGUCAACGGCGCCCCCAUCGAGCUCAUCCGCCCCGAGAUGCUCCGCCUCAAGGCCUUCGAGCCGAUCCUGCUCGCCGGUAGGUCGCGCUUCAAGGACAUCGACAUGAGGAUUCGCGUCCGCGGCGGCGGGAAGACGAGCCAGAUCUACUCCAUCCGCCAGGCCAUCGCCAAGUCCCUCGUCGCCUACUACCAGAAGUACGUCGACGAGGCGGCCAAGAAGGAGGUGAAGGAGAUCUUCGCCCGCUACGACCGGACGCUCCUCGUCGCCGACCCGCGCCGUUGCGAGCCCAAGAAGUUCGGCGGUCGUGGCGCCCGCGCGCGUUUCCAGAAGUCUUACCGUUGA
Molecule: messenger RNA, 450 nt
Organism: Triticum turgidum subsp. durum (durum wheat)
Lineage: Eukaryota; Viridiplantae; Streptophyta; Magnoliopsida; Poales; Poaceae
Source: the annotation of a GenBank genome assembly